AUGUCAGCAGCACGAUGGCCAGUCCGGCUGUCACUACAGUUACAGACCAGAUCCACAGCAAGAGGAUUAGUGAGAAGAGCAGAGCAGCGAAGGUGGCUACAGAAGCCAUCGCCACGAUCUCGACCCUGGGCUGGCAAGCGAGAGGGAAGAGAGGAUAGUAAUGAUGCUUUUGUACAGCGGAUGCAGCAGCAUAAUGAGAAUCGACAACAAGAUGCUCAGGCACAGCAGAAUGAGCAGCAACAACACCAACCUGGUCGAAAUACGCAGCUCGCAGAGACGCUUGCCAACGCAGAUACGUCUGAUUUGGUUACCGAAGUGCAUAUUCCACCUGAUCCACAUGCUGUCCUACCACGCGAUCACCCUGCGCUCUCGUUGCUUGGGAACAGUAGUCUGGUCAUACAACGACAGCUCGAGAUGAUGAACGUCAUGCUCGGCUUCGAACAGGCGAAUCGCUACAUCAUCAUGGACGGGCAAGGACAGACGAUCGGCUACAUAGCAGAGCAAGACCACGGUCUCGGCACGGCGAUGGCUAGGCAGUUCUUCAAGACGCACCGAAGCUUCACCACACAUAUCUUCGACAAAGAGGAGCGGGAGGUGCUGCGGAUACAUCGACCGUUUGCUUAUAUCAAUUCGAGAAUACGGAUUUAUGACCCUGUUCCGGAGGGAGGAUAUCAGGGUACUGAGGGUAGCACAGCCUUACAUGGGACAUCCGCGAGUUCUGUCAUCCAGCCAGGAGCAGAAGCGCAGGUGAGUCCGCUGAAGUUGGACGAGAUGAGAAUCAUUGGCGAAGCACAACAACAAUGGGCUCCUCUACGACGGAAAUACAACCUCUUCUCCUUCCGACCGCUUGAGCCCGCCGGCGACGCCACCAGUACCACUCCACCACGGAUCGAAUCUGGAGAGAAAGCAACAUCAGAUACCAUGGCAUUGACAGAAUCUCAAGCUCCCGAACAGGCCAUAGAAGCCGGCAUGGCGCAAUUCGCCCACGUAAACGAACCCUUCCUAUCCUGGGACUUUAACCUCCGUGACGAAGUAGGCAGCACAGUCGGCUCCGUGAACCGGAACUUCGGGGGAUUCGCAAGGGAAAUCUUCACCGAUACGGGCGUUUAUGCUUUACGAAUGGAUAGUGCUGCUCAAUCCUCUGUACUCGAAAGUCAAGAGGGGAAGGAGGUGCAGAGGUAUGAUCGAGAUGCUACGGCCAUGACGCUUGAUCAGAGAGCUGUCAUGCUCGCAACUGCUGUGAGUAUUGACUUCGAUUACUUCUCCCGCCAUUCGCACGCUGGUGGAAUGGGAGGGGGUUUCAUGCCCAUCUUCUGGCCCAUGGGUGGCGGAGGAGCAGCCGAAGGCGCUGGGGCGGCAGGAGCCGGAGCCGCAGGUGGAGUCGCUGGUGGUGCGGCCGAAGGUAGUGCGAUCGCUACCGCCGAGGGUGCGGCUGGAGCUGCUGGUCGCGGACUCAGUGGUGCUGCGGGAGGUGUAGGCGAGAGUGGUGCGGUGGCUGCGGGUACGAUGGCGGGGUAUGAGGCUAUGCAGCGGGGCGCUUAUGGUGGUGGUGGGAGUAAUCCUGCGAACGAGGCUGUCUUUGAUCCGGAUAAUCAGAGUCCGCAACAACAGGCUAGUCAGGAUUCGCCACCCGAGGAGAAGCCUUGGUGGGAGCAAGAUAGUGGUAACGAUAAUGAUAAUGAUCGAUGGGGUGGCGGUGGGCCUGGGGAUUCUCCGCCACCUAGUGCUGGUGGUGAAGGUGGUGGGGAGGGUGGUGGUGGCUUGUUCGACUCCUUGAGCGACUUCUUUGGAGACAGCUGA
Molecule: messenger RNA, 1800 nt
Organism: Recurvomyces mirabilis
Lineage: Eukaryota; Fungi; Ascomycota; Dothideomycetes; Mycosphaerellales; Teratosphaeriaceae
Exons: 1
Coding region: 1-1800 (599 amino acids)
Biological process (GO): plasma membrane phospholipid scrambling
Cellular component (GO): plasma membrane
Molecular function (GO): phospholipid scramblase activity
Source: RefSeq, a predicted model, not a curated record